This is a messenger RNA of Amoebophrya sp. A25, 2961 nucleotides long. The record is from the annotation of a GenBank genome assembly. Lineage: Eukaryota; Dinophyceae; Syndiniales; Amoebophryaceae.
AGAGAGACUUUCUCAUGAAGAAGUUCUUAUGGAGUUCUUUCGCAGCACAAAUGAGAGACCUACUACUCUACCAGCCACCAAAGAUCGACACGAGUAACUGCCUUCAAGCUCCUCUCACUCUAGAACGAAACUCUCGUUGCUUAGUUAGGGAGGCUUUCUUACAUACGAUUAUCCAGCAAACUAGUACCACAAAUUGAAUAUCAUGGCCGCGAUCUUUGUACUUUCGUUUCUGCCUCUGUUUCUCGUUGAAGCGUGUCCUCUCGCAUUUCCUUUUUCGCGUCCACGUCCAAACUGGAAAAGCCUGCUCGUUCUGUCGACGCCCACCGAGAUACUACAACCUCAAAAGCAGUCUGUCGUCAAAGUUAAGCAACCACACGAUUGAGUGCGCACACCACCACAUCUCUAUUUUUCUAGCGACCACGUUAGAAUAUCACACGUAAAAAUGUACUCAUCCUCAGAAAGUGAAAACUGCUGAAGUGGCUAGCUAACUAGCUAGUGAAAAAGAUACUGGUCUGGGUAAGGCUCUUGGGUAAGACAGUCAUCAUCCAGGUCUUGCUCUUGAAAAAGCACCAAGAACCCUACUUCUACGUGAUUAUCAUGACUUUCAUCCACCUAACUGGUAGAUACCGAUGCGUAAUUCCUAUGAAAACAGGUACGAAAUAGCAUUACGUUCAGGCGCUAAUUUUUUUGUACUCCUGCUCGUGGACGACGUGGAGCUGGUGUCCUAUACCUGCUGUUCCGUCUUCUUCCUCCAGUCAUCUUGCUGAUUGCCGGUCUCCGCGAUGUUGAGCAUGAGGUCGGAGCUUCCCAAGUACUAGAUUUACGGGCUCUUGGUGUCUUUUAAAGCGACGCACUUCUUUGUGAUACGAGGGAACAUCAAUACACUAAAUCUUCUUCUUCGUACUGAAACAUCGUGGACAGUCUUUUAAGUCACUCGUGAACACUCUCGACGGCCACCGACGGCCACCAUGUCGAUUUUCCUCAACCCAAUCGCAAUCUCUAAUGUGAACAAAUAGAUACAAACAACACCACCGGAAGAUUCCGCUAUCCGUCAGUCCUAGCUUGUGAUGAUCCACAGUUCUUUAGUCCUCAAUGGCUCUACUGGAGGCAACUAGUACAGGAGAAGCUGCAAGUCGAUUCCCGUACUACGGGAAGUAGUAGUACAGAUUUAAAGUUAUGCAUAUGGGUUGUAGUACUGAUUGAAGUCAUGACUCUACAGGUGGUUGUACACAACAUCAGAGGAAUACAACGCAUUUACAGACUAUAAUUAAACGUUCUCGAGGAACGUCCUAUGUUCUUACCCAAGAGACCGCUUUGGAGGUCUCGAGACACGACAACAGACCGCUUUUACGAAAUACAUGGGGCUCUGAACGGCGUCAUGCUCUACCUGGAAAAAACGAUGCAGUACAAGACCAGAGACAAGUUGUUGCAGGACUUGACGUUAUUUAUUAAUAAUGUUAGGGCUUGUGGACGAGCAUUGUAGAUUGCGACUAUUGCGUAUUAAGAACUCGUUACACUUCGUGGAGAGUUGAUGUAGUCGAAAUACAACGAAGCAAAUUCAAAUUGAGUAUAUUCUUCACUUCUACGAGACGGAGACGCACUACUACGUACUACUAGUAGUUGGUCUUGGAGAAUUGUGCAAUUAUCAUGAGUAGUUGGUCUUGGACGAUCUAUUUGUUCUCACGAUAAUUAUCUAAAACAGACAUGACGCUGAGCGCAGUCGCGCCAAAUGGAUCAGCGGCGCAGAAUCACGUCGCGCCAGGAUGGAAGCUAGUGCUUCUCAACGGCCGCGAAGUCGGUAAAGGCCCUUUCGCAGCAAUUAUUUAUGGAACAACUUCAAUUUUGGUAGAUCUAGAUUGGUCGUUACUUUCUUACCUUGAUUUUGAUAAAAACAGAGUCAAAGUAGUUGCUUGCAGUAGAUUUUUCUUUUUCACCCCAGCAGUAGGCUAUGACUUUCUGCUUCUAGUACACACCGGAGUAUUACAUCAACGACUAGGAGUACUAAGGUAAGUGUGGUGAAUAUGUUGUGAUAGAUAUUAGCACUAUGUCUGGCGGUAAGGUCGCGCGCGAAUAUAAUAAUGAUAAUAAGAAUGUCUGGUAGCAUUGUUCUCUCUAUCUCGACAAGGAGGGCAAUGUGUGAUACUAUGCCGUGUGCACUGAUAUCCUUGUGCUCUAACCCAUGGCGGAACUGAUACAGAUGAAAGAGAAGCAGAAAUGCUCUGUGGAAGUCCGAAACAUGAAGUCGUUGGGAAGACUGCAGCUUUUUGUGGAGUCGCAUUUCGAGUGAUGCCUACCUACUCGAGAGGUUGUAAACUGCCUCUUGAGAGUCCUAUCAUCGAUUCGAGAGGUGAAAAUCACUUCUAGUGGUUUAGAUUUAUGUUUAACGUGUUGAGCAGAACUUCGCAUAGUCUAUUAUUCCGAAUUAUAUCUAUGAGCGCUGUAGUGUUUAUGUUUUUUAGUCUCCUGAGUCAGUGAUUACAGAGAACAGGGACAGACGACCAGACCACCAGGUCGAGCCUUGUUAUUAUGCUCGUUAUUGUUUCUGUUUCCUCCUCCUAUUUUGUUACUGAUUUUAGCGAUUUUUACUCAAUAGAAGACGAUACUCCACCAUGGAAGAUCUAGCGACGAUUCAGCGCCUAUUCGAGAACGACAAUGGCAAAUAGUUGCAAGAAGAAGAUUAUCAUUCAUGAAUUUCACGAUUCAUUUCACUUUCAGCAUUUUGCAAAGGUUUCUCCACAACAUACCUCAACUCCAAUAACUCAACUCCAUGAAGGAGAUGAUAGAUUGUAUAUACCUUUGAAUUAUGAUCAAGAUCAUGAUGCCUAGAAUAUGUAUGUCCAUGUAUAGAAGGUGAGCGUGAGGACGCUCUGAUGCAGAAAGUGAGGACGCUCUCGCUCUAAUACAUAUUAGAUAGAAGUUCAUCAUAGAUAUGUAUCAUGCUUGUUGGCUGUGUCAAGUUAU